UCCCAGAAAGGGCAGCCAAGAAGUCUGGCGAGAAGCAGGAAGUGAAGCUUUCCGCCCUUUAUUUCUGCAGAGAGAGAAAGUUCACACUUGGGACUGAGGCCCAAAGGAAGGGCCCAGAGUAGGAGAUGCCUCAGGCCCUCCUGGAGCCCCUGCUGCUGUCCAUGACUGUCAUGACACCCUGCCGGAAGCGCUGCCUGUGCCGCUCGGCCCAGCUAUUGGUCGGGCUGCUGUGCAUCCUGGCCACCCUCUUGGUUCUCAGCUUCCUGGCCGCCAUUCGUCAUGAGGAGCUGCUCUCACGCUCAGUGCCCUUCCUGAUGGGCAGCGGUGUGGGGAAGCGACACAUAGACACCCUGCUCCUGCCGCCACCCAACGCCUUCCCGCUUUCCCCAUUGCCCUGUGCCCUGACGGACCCCUGGCUACUGGUGCUAGUGGCCAGUGCGACUGGGCAUGCGGCCCGGCGGGCAGCAGUGCGGCAUAGCUGGGGGAGUGUGAGGGUGACAGGAGGGCGCAGCAUGCGCACCGUCUUCACGCUGGGGCUACCUGGGGAUGUGGCGCAGCAGGCAGCACUGGAGCAUGAGGCGGCCGAGCAUGGCGACGUGUUGCAGGCACGCUUCACCGACACCUACGCAAACCUAACACUGAAGACGCUGGCGAUGCUGGGCUGGGCUACCACCCACUGCCCCACCGCCCGCUUCCUGCUCAAGGCUGACGAUGAUGUCAUCCUCAACCUGCCUGCCCUGGUGCGAUACCUGGAGCGGCUGGCCGGCCCACCCACUGCCUAUCUGGGCCAGGUUUACUCACACGUGGCACCCAUCCGCGACCCACAUAGCCGGUACUACGUGCCCACCUCUCUCUACCCGGAACCCACCUUCCCACCCUACUGUAGCGGCCCUGCCUAUGUUCUCUCUGCCCCAGCCGCCGCGGCUGUUCUGGGUGCUGCACGCCAGCUGCCGCUGCUGCCCAUAGAGGAUGUGUUUGUGGCGUUGUGCGCCCGCUAUGCUGGCAUUGCCCCGCACCACCUGAAGUAUAUGGCCGGGGCUACCCACUAUCCGCCUGAUGCCUGCUGCUACUGGGAGGUGCUCUUCAGUGUGCACGAAGUGCCGCCUGACGAAAUGCUGUCCAUGUGGGAGGCAGCUGAGCACCCGUGCACCGCCUGGCAGCGCUUCCUUGGCCUGAUCCGCUGCCAGGUACUGGCCUGGCUGGCCAUGGAGGACACCCCGUGACUGCUUUCCCACCCACCCACCCCCGAGGACCAUGGGAGGAGCCCACCUGGGAGUGGCUAUCCGGCCUUGGACAAGCAAAGGGAUUGACUGACUCAUGGAAGCACUGCCAGGAGCUCCGCCUAGGACCCCACAGCUGCCUGCCUGGAUGCUGAGCUUCCCUCUUGGGUCUGCAGGUCGAGACUCUGCCAGCCAUGAGAGUGCCAGGCUGCCCUGGUUGACUCUCCGGCCGAUAUGGGCCUUAGACCUGAAAAACUGAAGGAAGGACAAAGGGGUCCGCCUGGUCAGUGUUUGUUUAGAGGUCAUUCAUCCCCGACUGGGGUACCCUCCUCUCUUUGGCAACCGGAGGUCAAAGUGGACUUUUGACAGCAUCAGCAACAAUGGAGAGAUUGCCCCAUAGAGCUAUGGGUGGGGCCUGAAGGGGCUUGGAUGUCACGUGGGGCUGUCUCUGGCGGGAUGAGAUGACUCAUGGUGCCCAGGUGGGCACAGAUAGCUGGGCGUGGCUGGAUCGGCGCAGAAUUUGCACUGGCUAACUGGACAUGGGGACAAUUCUGGGAGAAUGACCUUGUCAGCUUUGGAAGCCAUAUUAGGCCGGAAGCUUCCAUGCUGCCACCUUCUGGUGUGUGGGAAAGUAGGAGGAGGGCUUUAGUAGAGGGGUUUUUGGUAGACAUAAUAGCAUUCUUCCUGUCGGUCAAGGUCAGGGCGAACUGGCAUCUGGAGAAGGAGUGGUCAGAGUGCUGAGUCGAGAUGGGACGGACGUUGAUUGGGGCAUGUGAUGGACUGGAGGGAGGGGGUGGUUUUGGGGGUUUUGAUUUACUGAGGGAAAACCUGGAACUCUCAGAUUCGGGUUUUCCCCGAUGUGCCAGUUUGCCUAUUCUAGUAAAGAGAACUUUGGAAAAUGCUGGCUUCAGAGUCUUUACUCGGAGUGGGGUUUUCUGGAACCCUGACAGACUUCUCAUUUGGCAUGCUGGGCACUUGUCUGCCUACACACCAUUCCGAGUGUGGGAAAAUUUAUCCCCAUCCGUGCUGGGAACCUGCCAAUUGUGCCCGGGCUUGAGGAGGAUGAUUUCUCCUUUGGGGGAGCUGUGUGCGUGAAGACAUACUCACACCAUUAUGAAUUUGGGGACUUUUAUAAACUUUCCUUCCUCACCGUGCUUAGCAAGCUGGAGGCUCCACUUUGGGGCACAGAUUUUUAAUUCUGCAGAUACACGGGGACUUCAUUGUUCCUUUUUCCCUUCAACGUUGCUUUUGCAGCACCUCCCUUUGCAAACGUCCUCCAGAACAAACUUUUAAUGCCCUGUGAUAGCCACUCCCUGCUGGUCCAUGAUCUGCAUCUCACUGGCAGCUUGUGAUGCCACAAUAAGGCAAGUCCUCAAGCUUGGAAUGGUGUGUGUGUGUGUGUGUGUAGGUUCCUUCUCCGAGCUUGUGGGUUGGUUUCUGAAAGUUUCAUUACCAGGCUGUGUAGCAUCUUUAGCAGAGCUUGGGGGAGUGUAAAGUGUUCCUCUGCUUAUAAUGGCUCCGUGUGGUCAGUAGGUCUUGUGAGGUCACGUCAGGUCACAUAGGAUCAGGUCUUGUGGUGGGUGAGGUAUGGAUUGCGUCUGGAGGGCUCGGGAUAGGGGUUGCUCCUCUAUCCUGGUCCUGUUAGACCUCUCAGCGGCUUUUGAUACUAUCGACCAUGGUAUCCUGCUGCGCUGGUUGGAGGGGUUGGGAGUGGGGGGCACCGUUUUGCGCUGGUUCUCCUCCUAUCUCUCCGACCAGUCGCAGUCGUGAAGCCGCUGGGUGAGAUAAUCCGUGGCUUUGGGGUGGAGUUCCAUCAGUACGCUGACGACACUCAGCUGUACAUCUCCACCCCAGGCCAUCCCAAUGAUGCCCUUGAAGUGAUGUCCCAGUGCCUGGAGGCCGUGCGGAUCUGGAUGGGGAGUAACAGGCUCAGACACAACCCUUCCAAGACCAAGUGGCUGUGGCUUCCGGCGUCCCGAUAUAGCCAGCUGGUGCCAUCGCUGGCUAUUGGGGGCGAGUUAUUGGCCCCCACGGAGAGGGCUCACAACUUGGGUGUCCUCCUGGAUGCACGGCUGUCUUUAGAAGAGCAUGUGACGGCUGUGGCCAGGGGGGCUUUUUAUCAGGUCUGCCUGAUUCGCCAGUUGCUUCCCUUUCUGGAUCGGGACUCCUUAUGCAGAGUCACUCAGGCACUUGUCACUUCCCGCCUGGACUACUGCAAUGCUCUCUACAUGGUGCUCCCCUUGAGGAGCACCCGGAGGCUCCAACUGGUGCAGAAUGCGGCCGCGCAGGGGAUUAUGGGAGCCAGGGGGCACUCCCAUGUGACACCUCUCCUGCGUGAGCUGCAUUGGCUUCCAGUUGUCUUCCGGGUGUGCUUCAAGGUGUUGGUUACCACCUUUAAAGCGCUCCAUGGCAUAGGACCUGGGUAUUUGCAGGACCGCCUUCUGCCGCCGAUAGCCCCCCACCGACUCAGGGUGUCGUCAGCCAGGCAAUGUCGGCUGGUGACCCCCAGGGGGAGGGCCUUCUUUGUGGCAGCUCCUGCCCUCUGGAACGAUUUGCCCCCGGAGAUACGAAGGAUAUUGGAUCUCCCGGUCUUUCGCCGUGCCCUAAAAACUUUUCUUUUCCAUCAAGCAGGGCUGGCGUGAACCCCCCC
Molecule: messenger RNA, 3870 nt
Organism: Pantherophis guttatus
Lineage: Eukaryota; Metazoa; Chordata; Lepidosauria; Squamata; Colubridae
Product: beta-1,3-galactosyltransferase 4-like
Biological process (GO): protein O-linked glycosylation
Cellular component (GO): Golgi membrane
Molecular function (GO): hexosyltransferase activity
Source: RefSeq, a predicted model, not a curated record